AUGGACCGUUUUAAAGAUGGCAGCGACUAUGUUUUAGAGAUGUUGUUUAUCGAGGCUAAAGAACAGCGCCAUUUUGUUUUGCGUCAUAUUUUUACAUCUUCUUUUGAUUCUGAUAGACAUGAACUGACUGAAAUAUCUAUCUAUCUAUCUAUCUAUCUAUCUAUCUAUCUAUCUAUCUAUCUAUCUAUCUAUCUAAAUAUUGAAUGUGCGUACGUGUGUAUAGAAAUGUUUACGCAUUCCCCGGAUGAUCGGUCGUUUUUUAAUCACACCGAGCGUCUCUUGGUGUCCUUGAAGAUUUCAUUUGAUCCCCUCAUCCACUUCUUUUUUUGUUCUUCUGUUUUUAUGACGCCAAACGUGUCCUUGUUCCCGGACAGUUUCUUUCAGCCUGGCAUUCGUUCUUCAUCUUUUACCUUCAUUUUUCCAGAAGUUCCUUUGACUUUCAAACCAUUUUCGGACAAAAGUCCUUAUAUAUUCCUUUCAUCCGUUUCAACUUUACUGAUCUGUUUGUUUCAUCUAUCUAUCUAUCUAUCUAUCUAUCUAUCUAUCUAUCUAUCUAUCUAUCUAUCUAAUCUCAAUCUUUCUUGCUUCUAUAUUUCUUUUCCUUUUGAUAUCUUUUCUUCUUUCCAUCGGCUUUAUUCCAUUCUUUUUCUUCCGUUUACUCUUCUUAUUCAUCUUUUCUUUUUCUUUCUAUCUACUUUUUUCUUUCCAUCUUUUACCGUUUUGCUAUCUUUUUUCCUUUUUUCUUUUCCCCUUAUUCUUAUUCAUGUUUCCAUCUUUCUUUUUCCUUCCAUUUUUUAUCUUCUUGCUAUCUUCCUUCUUUUUUCCUUUUCCUUCUUCUUCUUAUUCAUAUUUCCAUUUUUCUUUUUCUUUCCUUUUUUGUAUUUCAUUCUUCUUACCUCUUUCCUAUUUACUUUCAUCUUGUUACUUUCUUCAAUUUCCUUCACUUUUCAUUGCAUUCUUUCUUGUUUGUAUUAUUUCCACUUCCUCCUUAUUUACAUUACUUUCUACUUUCCUUCAUGUUAUUUUCUUAUCUUUCUUCUUUUUCUUCUUUCUUUCCCAUUCCCCUUCUCUCUCUUCACAUUUUCCUUUUUACUCAUUUUAGUUUAUCGUAAUCUUUUCUUUUCUUUUCUUUCUUUCUUUCUUUCUUUCUUUCUUUCUUUCUUUCUUUCUUUCUUUGUUUUCCUAAAAAUAAUAUUCCUGUAG
Messenger RNA from Acanthosepion pharaonis, 1203 nucleotides. NCBI's taxonomy places the organism in Eukaryota, Metazoa, Mollusca, Cephalopoda, Sepiida, Sepiidae. The record is from the annotation of a GenBank genome assembly.